UUGAUACUCAUACAUGCUCAAAAGAAGCAUACCACUCUUGGCUGCGGUCCGCUCCUCCGCCUCUUCGCCACUGAAUUCUCUCACCCUCCACAACCUCAUCUCCUCUCCCAACCUCCACCUCCAAACCCUCCUGCAAAUCCAUGCUCUUAUCCUCACCUCCGGUAACUCUACCAACCCCUUCUUCACCUCUAAGCUCAUCUCCCUCUACGCUUCUUUUCGUCGGCCGGACCUCUCCUCCCUUCUCUUCUCCACCUUCCCUUCCGAGCUCCACGAUGCCUUCUUAUGGAACUCCAUUGUCAAGGCUCGCUUCUCCAACUCCGACUUCAAUGCCGCUCUCCGCCUCUACCGCCUCAUGCGGGCGUCUGGCUUCCCGCCUGACCAUUUCACUGCCCCCAUGGUCGUCUCUGCUUGCGCUGAACUCCUUUGGGUGUGCUUCGGUUCUUGCAUUCAUGGUGACUGUGUCAAGUUUGGAUUGCUUUCAGGUGAUUUCGUUGCUGUUGGGUCUUCUCUUGUUUAUAUGUACUGCAAGUUUGGGUUGGUUUGUGAUGCGUUGAAGGUGUUUGAUGAAAUGCCGCUGAGAGAUGUGGUGUCUUGGACUGCGCUUAUUGUUGGCUGUGUGCGGAAUGGAGAGUUUGGUUUAGGGUUGUCUUGCUUUAGGGAGAUGCUAUGCGUUGGAGAGAGGGUGAAUUCGAGAACUGUUGAUGGUGUGUUGCAGGCUUGUGCUGGUCUUGCUGCAUUGCAGGAAGGGAGGUGUGUGCAUGGAUUUUGUUUGAAAAUUGGCAUUGAAUUGUCCUUUGUAAACAUGUAUUCCAAGUGUGAUAGUUUGGAAGAUGUGGUUCUUGCAUUUGAGGAGUUGCCGGAGAAGGAUGUGGUGUCCUACACUGCAGUGGUGGGUGUUUAUGCUAGAAAGGGCCUUACUGCUGAAUGCUUGGAGCUGUUCAGAGACAUGAUGGUUUCUGGUUUAGAACCUGAUGGAGUGUUCAUUGGUUGCAUGCUCACUGGAUUUGUGAAUUCAGGUAGUAUUACUGAUGGAAAGGCAUUUCAUGGUGUGAUAUUGAAGAGAAAUUUCCUUAUUGAUACUUUGGUUGGUAAUUCUUUGAUAUCGAUGUACUGUAAGUUUGAGAAAUUGGGCAUUGCAGAAAAGAUAUUCUAUAACAUGUUUGAGCGGAACACAGAAUCAUGGAAUUUGCUUAUCUGUGGAUAUGGUAAGAUGGGAUCCGAUGUGAAGUGUUUGGAUUUGUUCAGAGAAAUGUAUGCCCAUGGCCUUGAUACAGUGGCAGAUUGUAAUAUCUUGGUUCCUGUGAUUUCUUCAUGUUCUCAAUUGGGUGCAUUGAGUUUAGGUCAGUCUGUGCAUUGCUACAAGUUGAAAAACAUACUUCCCAAUGAUGCAACUUCGGUUCAUAAUGCACUUGUCGGUAUGUAUGGAAGGUGUGGUAGAUUUGACCUGGCAAGGAGCAUUUUUGAUGGAAUGAGCAGAGAUGUUGUUACUUGGAAUACACUAAUUGCCACUUAUGCUCAUCUGGGAUAUUCUAAUGAAGCUUUGUCUCUUUUUGAUCAAAUGCUUGCAGAAGACAUCAAACCUACUUCUGCUGCUUUGAUGAGUGCCCUCUCAGCUUGCUCAAAUAUAGCCGCUCUUCACCGUGGAACACAGAUGCAUAACUACAUUAGAGAAAUGGGAUUAGAAUGUGAUGUAUCCGUCUGUACAGCGCUGGUUGACAUGUAUGCAAAGUGUGGGCAGAUCAAAACUUCAAGAGAAAUCUUUGAUUCUAUGCCUGUGAAAGAUAUUGUAGCUUGGAAUGUGAUGAUAUCAGCAUACGGGAUCCAUGGUUAUGCCAAUGAGGCAUUGGAAAUUUUCAAAGAAGUAGAGAGGAGUGGUCUCGAGCCUAAUGGAGUUACUUUUCUUGCCAUUCUUUCUGCAUGCAGUCAUGGGGGAUUGAUUGAAGAGGGUAAAACUAUAUUUGCAAGAAUGUCAGACUAUGGCAUUGCUCCCACAGUAAAGCAUUAUGCUUGCAUGGUAGACAUUCUUGGCAGGUCAGGAAAUUUAUCAGAUGCAGAAGCUAUGGUUCUCUCAAUGCCAAUCAAACCUGAUGGAGGAAUAUGGGGGGCUUUGCUUGGCGCAUGCAGAGCACAUAACAAUGUUGACAAGGGUGAACAUGCAGCCAGAAUGGCCUUGGAGUCAGACCCAGAGAACGAAGGAUACUACACUUCGUUAUCCAAUAUGUAUGGUUCUGCUGGAAGAUGGGAAGAGGUGGGGAGGAUAAGGGGUCUAAUGAAAGAUAGGGGAGUGAGGAAGAGAGCUGGUUGGAGUGCAUUGGAGCUUGAUGGUAGAGUUCUCAUCUUCACAGUGGGAGAUAUAUCUCGUCCAUAUUCCAAAUCAAUGCCACUUUUGUUGGAAAACUUAUGCAGGCAAAUGGAGGCAUCAUGCUACAAUUUAGAAAAUGAAUUAUCUAUCAACAUCUCAAGUGACAUAUACUGAUCUUUCUUGGAUAUCUACUGCAUAUGAUCUCAAGUAUAAAGAACAUUUAUGCCGAUCCUUAUCACAUAACCAUAUGCAGAAUUGAUGGAAGGGUGGGACAAUGAAAGGUGAAUAGUUCGGGGCAAUUAAAGAGGAAAGAGAAAGGAUGACUCGGAUCAGUUUGAUUGGUUGUUGUCACAUCCGAUAAUUUGGGAGCCUUCUCGCAAACAUGCCCUUAGAGAGGUUCAAUAACUCGCCGUAUCGGAUCUUCUCGGAGA
Molecule: messenger RNA, 2733 nt
Organism: Dioscorea cayenensis subsp. rotundata (Guinea yam)
Lineage: Eukaryota; Viridiplantae; Streptophyta; Magnoliopsida; Dioscoreales; Dioscoreaceae
Product: pentatricopeptide repeat-containing protein At4g39952, mitochondrial
Exons: 2
Coding region: 14-2476 (820 amino acids)
Biological process (GO): RNA modification
Molecular function (GO): RNA binding; protein binding
Source: RefSeq, a predicted model, not a curated record